GCAUUAAUUCCUCCCCCUUGUCAGCACAUGCAUUCCACUUUCCAGUUUCCACUCUUUGGACCCCUAAAUUUUACCUCAUCCACAAGGAAAGCACCCCGCACCCCAUCCCCUCCCUAUAUUUCACCAUUUUCAGGCAAUUCCUAGUCUAUAAUCUUGGAUAUCAUCCUAGGUUAAUAACAACUAAAGUUUCCUAUAUCGGAUUCUGGUUACAUGUGUUUUGUCGAACCCAACACUUUCGUUUUUGUAGUCUUCUUUCCCUUGUCAUGAAACCAACAUCUUCCCAAGAUUUUCCUUAGCUUUUUUUCCUUUUCAGUUUCCUUUUGGUUUCUCCUAAUCAGCGCUAGCUUGUACAGUAACGAAAACUAUAGAAUGAGAUCAGGUGGUUGUGCGGUGCAGCAAGUACUCACCGCCGAGGCCGCCGGCGUUGUAAAACAGGCGGUGGUGCUGGCUAAGCGACGCGGCCAUGCACAGGUGACCCCGCUUCACGUAGCCAACACCAUGCUGGCGACUUCCAGCGGCUUGUUCAGAAUUGCCUGCCUGGAGUCCCACUCCCACCCUCUCCAGUGCAAGGCUCUUGAGCUUUGCUUCAACGUGGCUCUUAACCGGCUCCCGGCUUCCUCAUCUAACCCCAUGUUAGCUCCUUCUCAUUCUCAACAUCCCUCCAUCUCAAACGCACUUGUGGCAGCCUUCAAGCGCGCCCAAGCCCACCAGCGCCGUGGCUCAGUCGAAAAUCAGCAGCAGCCGCUCCUUGCGGUGAAAAUUGAGCUCGAGCAGCUCAUAAUUUCUAUAUUGGACGAUCCUAGCGUUAGCAGAGUGAUGAGAGAAGCUGGUUUUUCGAGUACUCAAGUUAAAAGCAAUGUGGAGAAAGCAGUUUCAUUGGAGCUGUGCUCUCAGAGUUCUCCUCCUCACAAAAACAACUCCAAAGAAAACAGCCUUCUAACUUUACAGCCCUCUUCAUCUCCUCCCACCACCCAAAAUGAAAGAAAAACCAGAAACCCGUCAGAAAUUCCAAUUAGAAAUGAGGAUGUGAACAUUAUAAUUGAAACUUUAUCAACGAGCAGAAAGAGAAAGAGUCUUGUGAUAGUAGGUGAAUGCAUUUCGAACUUAGAAACUACAGUUUCAGGUUUGAUGGAUAGGGUUGACAAAGGAGAGGUUCCUGAUUCUUUAAGGGAAGUAAAGUUCAUAAGUAUCCCACCACUUUAUUCUUUCUGCAAUCUUCAGAGGGAAGAAGUUGAACAGAAGAUUGGAGAACUAAGUUGCCUUGUGAAGAGUCUUGUCGAAAAAGGGGUUAUUUUGUACUUGGGAGAUCUCAAGUGGAUAAGUGAUUACAGGGUUAGCUUAGAGCAAGAAAAGAGCUACUACUGUUCCGUGGAGCACAUGAUAAUGGAGAUUGGCAGACUGGUUUGGGGAAUUGGAGAGAUUGGAAGGUUUUGGCUCAUGGGAAUUGCUACUUUCCAGACUUACAUGAGAUGCAGAACCGGCUACCAUUCGCUGGAGACUGCUUGGGGGCUGCAUCCUAUCACAAUUCCUGCUAAUAGUUUGGGCUUGAGCCUUGUUUCUGACAAUGAUAGAAGAGAGGAAAAUCAAUCUUCUUCGCUGCUGCUUACAAAUGGAGAGGUAAAACUCUGCGCUGAUUGUUCAGCGAAAUUCGAAGCCGAAGCUCAAGACAUACAGACCAGCGUUCUGUCGGGCCUACCUUCUUGGCUUAAGGAUGAACGUAGAAGACUUAGUAACAAUAAUCAGAACUGUGACUCAGUCAUGGAACUACGCAAGAAAUGGAACUCAUUCUGUAGUUUAGCCCACAAACAGCCCAGAUCAUUAGACGGAAUCCUAACGCUCUCCUCUCCAUGCACUUCUUGCUUUUCAUUCGACCAACAAAACCCUAAUAAUUCCUCGUUGUCUGGACCCAUGUGGAAAGACAGCCGGCACUCGGGUUCUAAUCUGAUAGCACACUUACAGGAGAAUGGAGACUCAAGAAACACAUUUUCUUCUAAUCCCAGUAAUUCUGCUAAUUCAUCAAGCGACGUUAUGGAGAUUGAGUACACCCAGAAGUUCAAAGAAUUCAACGCUGAAAACCUGAAUAUUCUAUGUAAUGCAUUGGAAAAGAAGGUGCCCUGGCAGAGACAAGUCAUUCCUGAAAUCGCUGGAACCAUACUGCAAUCCAGGUCGAGAAUGUUAAGAAGAAAAGACCAAAGCGAUUAUCGUGAUCAUGUCAAAGAAGAAACAUGGCUGUUCUUUCUCGGCCCUGACCCGCAAGCAAAAGAGCAAAUUUCAAGAGAAUUGGCUAAAAUCGUGUUCGGCUCUUACUCAAGCUUCCUGUCCAUCGGUUUGAGCAGCUUCGUUUCGUCGGACGUCGACUAUCGAAACAAAAGAGGAAGAGAUGAAGAAAGCUGUAUGAGCUACAUCGAGAGGUUUGCUCAAGCGGUGUCUUUCAAUCCUCACCGGGUUUUCUUGGUGGAAGAUUUGGAUCAGGCGGACUACUGCUCGCAGAUGGGCGUAAAAAGGGCAAUUGAAAGGGGAAGAAUAAGGAAUGCAUGUGGUGAAGAAGUUGGUUUUUAUGAUGCCAUUGUUAUAUUGAGUUGCGAGAGCUUCAGCAGCAGGUCGAGGGCCAGUUCGCCUAAUUCCUCAAAGCACAACAAGACGGAGAACGCGGCCGCCGGCGCCGGAGAAGAGGAGACGGGCCACUGUGGUUCGUUGGAUUUGAAUGUUUCGUUUGAUGAUACCACUGUUGAAGAUCGGCCGGUUGAUGAUUUAGGAAUUCUUGAAAAUGUUGAUAGGCGCGUAGUCUUCAAGAUUCAAGACUUGUAACUUUUUGUUUACCCCUUUUUUGCCUUGUAGAAAAUGGAAGAACCUUUGAUGGGUGACUGUUUUGGUUAA
Messenger RNA from Sesamum indicum (sesame), 2877 nucleotides. Its product is annotated as protein SMAX1-LIKE 3. The record is from RefSeq and is a predicted model, not a curated record. Lineage: Eukaryota; Viridiplantae; Streptophyta; Magnoliopsida; Lamiales; Pedaliaceae.